Molecule: messenger RNA, 2333 nt
Organism: Pelodiscus sinensis (Chinese soft-shelled turtle)
Lineage: Eukaryota; Metazoa; Chordata; Testudines; Trionychidae
Gene: NME8
Product: NME/NM23 family member 8
Source: RefSeq, a predicted model, not a curated record
CGGUUGUGGAAUGUUCUGCACGUCACGGGUUGGCCCUUGGGGGCGUUACCCGCCGCUAGCCUCGUGCUCCAGUUGCUGUUGCUGCCUUGCUCCGCCCGGGCCCGGAGCAGCCUGGGCCAGAGCGCUGGGGGAGGGGUGCCGGGGCGCACGUGGCGCAGGGCUGUGUCAGUGGCACGCGAGUGCCUUAGGCAAGUGGUAGGAAGGGCGUUUGUGGGGACCGACUCUGAGCAUUCAGGGGACCACCAACCUUUCUGCAAACCAUCCCCCCCCCUGCAGGGAGUGUCUGUUGUGUGCACACAGGUGAUGCUCUCCUGUGGAGCAGCCAGCAACACAACAAGAUUUCUCUCAUCGGGCAAUAUGCCCCAACCAUAGCCUGAAGGGACCGACUACAGAAGACACAGAAAAAUGGCAGGAAAGAAGAAAGAAAUUCAACUACAGGCCAUAAUAACCAAUCAAACACAAUGGGAUGAAAUGUUGCUGACUAAAGGUGUAACAGUAAUAGAUGUGUAUCAAGCUUGGUGUGGGCCUUGCAAAGCUGUGGUAAAUUUAUUCAGAAAACUGAAAAAUGAGCAAGGUGAAGAUGGCCUUUUGCAUUUUGCUGUGGCGGAGGCUGACAGCAUUGUGACCCUGCAGACAUUUAGAGACAAAUGUGAACCUGUUUUUCUCUUUUGUGUUGAUUGCAAAAUUAUAGCAAUGGUGCGAGGUGCAAAUGCACCUCUUCUCAGUAAGACAGUAAUAGAAUUACUAGAAGAAGAAAGGAAAAUUUUAGCAGGGGAAAUAGAACGUCCUGAGGUACAAGAGCUUGUGUUUUUAGAAGAAAAAGCAUCAGAAAUAACCACUGAAGAAAGCCAACUUGACGAAGGAGUCAUAUACACUGUUGCAAUUAUAAAACCUGAUGCCGUUGCAAAUGGAAGAUUAGAAGAUAUUAAACAAAAGAUUACAGAAGCAGGCUUUCACAUAGCAGCAGAAGAGGAGAAGACAUUAACAGAAGAUCAAGUUAGAGAUUUCUAUAGCCGCAACAUAGAACAGCCUGAUUUUGAAGAUUUUGUUACAUUCAUGACUGGUGGACCAUCCCAUAUUCUGGUAAUUUCUAAACCAAAGGAGGUAACUGGUGCUGUUCCUCAAUGGAAAGAACUAGAUAAAUCAGAUGAGUCUAUAUCUGCAGCGCCUCAGCCUGAAAAGCCAGUAAGCUUGCAAGAAGUUUUGGAAUCCGAGAAUAUGUUAAAUUUAUGUGAUGUGGAAGACAGUAUAGAAGAGGCUAGCAGGCAGCUUGCCUUCUUUUUUCCAGAUUUUGGCAAAAAGAGGACUGGCCAGAAUGUUGAAAAAACAUUGGCCUUAAUUAGACCUUCUCUACUAAAGAAAAGAAGAAAUUCUAUUCUGAAAAGGAUUAAGGAUGAUGGCUUUACAAUAGCAAUGCAAAGAGAAAUAGUUCUGACAGAAGAACAAGCACGUCAAUUUUACAAGGAGCAUGAAAAUGAAGAUUUUUUCCCAACUCUUCUAGAACAUAUGACAAGUGGUCCAACUCUUGCACUCGCUUUAAUACGAGAAAAUGCUGUACAACACUGGCGAGAUUUACUAGGCCCAAAGACUCUUGAAGAGGCUAAGGAGAAGAGUCCAAACAGUUUACGUUCAGAGUACGCAGUAGAUAAUGUACCUCUCAAUCAACUGCAUGGCAGCAUUUCACCUGGUGAAGCUGAGAAGGAACUAGAAUUCUUCUUCCCCGUGGAACAUACUUUGGCAGUUAUCAAACCCACCGCGGUUAUGGAACAUAAAGAUGACAUUAUGCGGAAGGUUGCAAAUGCUGGAUUUAUUGUAUCUCAGAUGAAGGAAACAAAUUUCACUCAUGAAAUGGCAACACAGUUUUAUAAAGAUCAUGAAGGAAAACCCUUUUUUGACCAGUUAGUGAAUUAUAUGUCUGAGGGUCCAUCAAUGGUAAUGAUCCUAACUAAAGAAAAUGCUGUGGAGGAAUGGAGGCAAUUAAUGGGUCCAGCAGAUCCAGACAUAGCAAAAGAGUCUUCUCCUGAUUCAAUUAGAGCUCAAUUUGCAGAAGAUAUUUUGCGAAAUGCAGUUCAUGGCUCAUCUAAUAAGGAACAUGCACUGAAGAGCAUUGAAUAUGUAUUUGGAGAGAUUGAUCUGAAUAGUCUAAGAAAAGGAAGAUCUAUCUGAAACAGUUAAAAUAUUAAGCCCAUUAUUACUUGUCCUGUUGUAAUGUAGGUCUCUCACCUCUUGGAAACCUGCUUAGCUGUGGUACUGCAAUCAUUUUCUUGCUCCUAGGGCCCACAGUAAGCUGCCAGUCAACCUUGGUGGGUCUUCAAAGACUUGGCAUUAAGGAG